AGGAUGGUCUGACUGGAAGCGCGUGGGGUGACUGGGCCAACUACACAGCCUCCCCGCUCCGGGCUUUUGAGAAUGAGCUGGGUGUGCAGGCCCUUUCACUUUGACAUUCUUCAGGAUGGAGACGUGGAGGCCUUCAAGCGCCGCCGCGCAACAGAGCUGAAGAACGGACGUGUGGCCAUGUUGGCCACCAUGGGCUACAUCGUCCCGGAAUACUUCCGCUUCCCAGGAUACUGCUCUCCCACUGAAGGGGUGAAAUUUGCUGACGUGCCCAAUGGCUUGGCAGCACUUGGGAAGGUGCCUGCAGCUGGGUGGACACAGAUCUUCCUCUUCCUUGGUCUGGUGGAGAAGGGAAUCUACACUUAUGAUCCUACUCGUUCCCCUGGCGACUUCAAGAGUGCAGGUGUGCUGGGCGCGCCCAACGGCAGCACAAUGGUGCCUGGUGAGGGACGCACUCGCAAGCUGAACUCCGAACUCGCCAACGGGCGCCUGGCAAUGAUGGCAAUCAUUGGCAUGUUUUUUCAGGAUGGCCUCACUGGCUCUGCCUGGGGGGAUUGGGCAGCGUACACCGAUUCCCCUCUGAGAGCCUUCGAGAACGAGCUUGGUGUCCAGGCCCCAGUGGGCUACUUCGACCCCAUGGGCUUGGCCAAGGACGGGGACGUGAAGACCUUUCGCCGCCGCCGGGAGAGCGAGCUGAAGAACGGCCGUGUGGCGAUGUUCGCCACUAUGGGCUUCAUCCUGCCGGAGUACUUCCGCUUCCCUGGCUACCUCUCGCCUGCGAAGGGGCUCAAGUUCGCUGAUGUUCCAAAUGGCUUGGCAGCGCUCUCCAAGGUGCCUUUGACUGGCUGGAUCCAGAUCUUCCUCUUCUGUGGCAUGGUGGACUUCGGCCUCUACAGGGCAGAUGAUUCUCGGGACCCUGGAGACUAUGAGAAUGCCGGCAUCUUGGGCGUGCCCAAUGCCAGCGGCCCCAUGAGCGACGCCGAGGGCCGCAAAAGGAAGUUGAAUUCGGAGCUGGCCAACGGCCGCCUUGCAAUGGUGGCGAUCACUGGAAUGCUUUUCCAGAAUGGCAUGUUUGGCACCACUGGUCCAGCCAUGUGGGGCUUCUAGUCAGCGACUGAGCAGGCCCUUCACUGGCAUACGAAGAUUCUGCUGGCGGUAGGCUCAGGAGGUAGUUAGCAAGACAGUGCAUUCAACCUGUAUAGACUAUAGGCAUUCUAUUGGACGCAGCCAGAUCACUGCGUGCUGGGCGGGAAAGACAAAACUUGACAUAACAGUCCAACACACACACAGAGAUUUCAUUGUUUUGCCUGACAACUUCCAAUCCAAGGCAAACUAGAAGAACAGUGACCGGUGGGCAGGCAACAAUAUUGGGGAUGCAAUGCGCAGGGAUACAAAUAGAACUCGAGAUAUAGAAAGGCACUGGCAACGCACUAUGUAGUAUGUAUCUCGCCAAAUAGUUCGGAAGCUCCUCCCGACAAGAAGUGCGUGCGCAGGGUGAAUUGGUCUGCCUGCGCUGCCGCUUCACUGUGCCAUCACUGUGAUGAAUUUUGCGGGCGGUGUGGACAUCAGUCAUCAGUGUACAGGCCGUGUGCUUGGCAGGCAAAAGUGGUGACUUUAAGAGGGUAGCCGCCUUG
This is a messenger RNA of Durusdinium trenchii, 1631 nucleotides long. The record is from the annotation of a GenBank genome assembly. Lineage: Eukaryota; Dinophyceae; Suessiales; Symbiodiniaceae.